This is a messenger RNA of Balaenoptera musculus (blue whale), 1303 nucleotides long. Its product is annotated as glutamate dehydrogenase 1, mitochondrial-like. The record is from RefSeq and is a predicted model, not a curated record. Gene Ontology annotation, cellular component: mitochondrion. Gene Ontology annotation, molecular function: L-glutamate dehydrogenase (NAD+) activity. Gene Ontology annotation, biological process: L-glutamate catabolic process. Lineage: Eukaryota; Metazoa; Chordata; Mammalia; Artiodactyla; Balaenopteridae.
GAUCUUAAAAGCUCUGGCUUCUCUGAUGACAUAUAAGUGUUCAGUGGUUGAUGUGCCAUUUGGGGGUGCCAAAGCUGGUGUUAAGAUCAAUCCCAAGAACUAUACUGAUAAUGAGUUGGAAAAGAUCACAAGGAGGUUCACCAUGGAGCUGUCAAAGAAGGGCUUUAUUGGUCCUGGCAUUGAUGUGCCUGCCCCAGACAUAAGCACAGGCAAGAGGCAGAUGUCCUGGAUUGCUGACACCUAUGCUAGCACCAUAGGGCACUAUGAUAUUAAUGCCCAUGCCUGUGUUACCGGUAAGCCCAUCAGCCAGGGUGGAAUCCACGGAUGGAUCUCUGCUACUGGUCGGGGAAUUUUCCAUGGGAUUGAAAACUUCACCAAUGAAGCUUCUUACAUGAGUAUUUUAGGAAUGACACCAGGAUUUGUAGAUGAAACAUUUGUUGUUCAGGGAUUUGGUAAUGUGGGCCUGCACUCUAUGAGAUAUUUACAUCAUUUCGGUGCUAAAUGUGUUGGUGUUGGUGAAUCUGACGGGAGCAUAUGGAAUCCAGAUGGUAAUGACCCAAAGGAACUGGAAGACUUCAAAUUGCAACACAGAACAAUCCUGGGCUUCCCCAAAGCAAAGAUCUAGGAAGCGAGCAUCUUGGAGGCAGACUGUGACAUAUUGAUCCCUGCUGCCAUCGAGAAGCAGCUGACCAAGUCCAAUGCACCCAGAGUCAAAACCAAGAUCAUUGCUGAAGAUGCCAACAGACCGACAACUCCAGAAGCUGAUAAGAUCUUCCUAGAGAGGAACAUCAUGGUUAUUCUAGAUCUCUAUGGAGGAGUGACAGUAUCUUACUUUGAGUGGCUGAAGAAUCUAAAUCAUGCCAGCUAUGACCGUUUGAUCUUCAAAUAUGAAAGGGAUUCUAACUACCAUUUACUCAUGUCUGUUCAAGAGAGUUUGGAAAGGACACUUGGAAAGCACGUUGGAACUAUUCCCAUUGUACCCACAGCAGAGUUCCAAGACAGGAUAUCAGGUGCCUCUGAGAAAGACAUUGUGCACUCUGGCUUAGCUUACACCAUGGAGUGCUCUGCCAGGCAAAUCAUGGACACAGCCAUGAAGUAUAACCUGGGAUUGGACCUGAGAACAGCUGCCUAUGUCAACGCCAUCGAGAAAGUCUUCAAGGUGUACAAUGAAGCUGGUGUGACCUUCACAUAGACCGGACCGGACUGCAGCUGACUUCUUCACUACCCUCUUCACCUCUUCAUCUGCAGACCUAUCACAAGUUUACAUGUAACCGCAGAAAUCUCUCUCUCAUGACUUAAUAGA